AUGUCAUCUGGUGUCCAGACAGUCUCAACCCGCAAUCUGCACACAUGGUGGCAAGAGGGGGGAGUCAAGGACAGCAAGAGAAUCCGUAUCUACGAAAACAAGGUACGGCAAUCUCAUGCAUACCGCGUUCAAGUGCGUAGCGCGCCCCCAGCCGGAGCCGCUGAUGCCCCGUGGUACGACUCUUUCGUCUACGAAUCGAUUCCCCGAGGUGGUAAUGGCUUCUUCAAAACCCCCGUCGACUCGCCGAAUCCCCAACGGUUCACCUGGGAUGAAUGCAGUGACGGCGACGGUAUUAGUGAGUUGGAGCACAAGGCCAAUCUCAGCAUGGCGUGGUCACAAUUCGAGUAUGAUGACGAUGUCGAAGUGAAGAUCACGCCUUGCAACGGAGUCAAGCUCAACGAAGUUACCAUCCGGCCUACUGCACUGCAUCUUGAGGCUAAAGCGCUGUCGGAUGCCGUUGUUAUUCGUGUUCCCCGGAACCCCGAUGGCUUCAAGUUCUCUGUCGAGUUUAGGGACGACAUCAUUGAAUACUUUUCCGAUGGAACCCAAUACGUCAAGGAUGGCCGCCACCUAGUGGGCAGGGAGCCCAGAAAUGCGCUGCUCAUAUUUGCAAGCCCUUUCCCAGCAGCAGAGGUGACUCCUCCAAUGUCCGAGAGCAACACAACAGUCAUGAAGCCUGGGCCGAUAUACGAAGGAGAUUGGGGGUCCAAGGCUAUUCUCUACUUUCCCCCCGGCGUGUACUGGAUGAACUCGACACAGGAUGGACAAAGCCCAAGACUUGGACAGAAUCACAUACGCCUACACGAAAACACGUACUGGGUGCACUUCGAUCCCGGCGCAUAUGUAAAGGGUGCGAUUGAGUACACCACAAAGAAUAAGCACCUCUAUGCCACCGGCCAUGGUGUCCUCUCUGGGGAGCAUUAUGUCUAUACGGCCAACCCCAAGGAGGGCUACCAUGGUAAGAAGCAUGACUGGGAGAGUCUUCGCAUGUGGUGGCACAAGCUACCAGUGCCUGGACAGACGUGGCACUGCGCCGGGCCCACGAUCACCGCCCCGCCGUUCAACUCGAUGGACAUGAAGGACCCGAAUGACCAGAUACACGUUUCUGCAAGGAUUCAGGACUACAAGCAGGUCGGGGCCUGGUACUACCAAACCGACGGCCUACAGCUGAACCCUGACUCCACUAUGCGCGAUGUGUUCUACCACUGCAACGAUGAUGCGAUCAAGGCGUACCACGGCCAUGUCGACGUUGAUCGUGUCACAGUGUGGAAGAUCCACAACGAUCCAGUGAUUCAGAUGGGGUGGGAUCUGAGGGAAGUAAGCCAUUUCAGCCUUCGCAACCUGUGGGUGAUCCAUACGCGGUACUUCAAGCAUAACGAUUACGUCCCCGCCGCCAUCAUCGGAGCGUCGCCUUUCUACGUAAACAAGGAUGACCCACCGGAGAAGAAAAAGAAGCGCGAUUUCAAGAAGCAGCUCGCCGCGUCCAUCACCAACGUGGUUUGCGAAGGUCCCUGCCCGGGCUUGCUGAAGAUUUCGCCUCUGCAGAGCUAUGAUCUUAAGAUCAGCAACGUCGAGUUUCAACAAGAACUGAACCCAGUUUCCGAAGUCGCAGAAAGUUACGUCAAGGGAGUUGACGAUUUUGGGUCAGGCAAGAUGGCGAUUGAGAUCAACAAUUGGUCUAUCAACGGGGAGAAGGUUACGAUGGACACGUUUCGCAGCAAUCAGCUGGGUAAGCUCAAUAUUGAUAAGCAGUACUGGAAGCAGUGGAAGAUAAAUGAGGUUUUGCAGCCGGUCUAA
Messenger RNA from Trichoderma virens Gv29-8, 1797 nucleotides. RefSeq names its product glycoside hydrolase family 49 protein. The coding region runs from base 1 to 1797 and encodes 598 amino acids. The transcript has a single exon. The record is from RefSeq and is a predicted model, not a curated record. Gene Ontology annotation, molecular function: hydrolase activity, hydrolyzing O-glycosyl compounds. NCBI's taxonomy places the organism in Eukaryota, Fungi, Ascomycota, Sordariomycetes, Hypocreales, Hypocreaceae.